UUUUACUUUCUGUACUGUACAGGAAUUCUGUAUCUUCACUGAGAACUGGAAAAGGAAGCAGUGAAAACCGCAAGAGUGUUUUCUAUACUGAGGAGUGGGAAAUGCUGGAUCCCACUUCAAAGGAUUUGGAGGAAUCAAUGGCUCAAGAGGAGAAGAGGAAGCUUGCAGCUGAACCCAGCAAAGGUGUGACUAGUUCAACCUUUCCAUUUGAUUUUGGCCGCAUUCCACACAAAGCCAGGCGUCCUCUGAAAGAAAUUAUUGGAACCAGCAAAAACCGGAACAGCAUGGAGUCUUCUAUGGAGUGGAAUGGAAACAAGUUUGCUACUGAGAUGCAGCUGAAGUUUCAAAGCCAACAAGAGGAGUUGGAGGGGCUCAAGAAGGAACUGUCUAGCCAAAAGGAACUUGUGCGGCUUCUGCAGCAGACCGUCAGGUCUUCCCAGUAUGACAAAUACUUUGCAGGGCGCUUCUGUGAUGGGGGUCCAAAAGACAAGCUGGAGCUGCUUCACCAGAAGGACAAUCAAAUCUUAGGCCUCAACAACCAGCUGGAAAAACUGACUCUGGAAAAGGACAGCCUGCAGCAGGAAGUCAAGAACCUGAAGAACAAAGUGGGCGAGCUCAAUGAGCAGCUCAGCAUGCUCAUGGAGACCAUCCAAGCCAAGGACGAGGUGAUCAUGAAACUGUCCAGGGAGCUGAGCGAAUGCGAGGACCAGGCGUCGUCUCAGGGUGGAUCCGCCCAGCUCUCCUUGUCUUCCUCCAUGAACAGAGAACUCCAGGAGCUCGACAGAUUGAAAGACAGUCUUCAGGGUUAUAAAACCCAGAAUAAAUUUUUAAAUAAGGAGAUCUUGGAACUUUCUGCCUUACGAAGAAAUGCUGAAAACCGAGAAAGAGACUUGAUGGCAAAGUAUACAAGCCUAGAAGCCAAACUCUGUCAAACAGAAAGUAAGUACCUGAUUUUGCUUCAAGAAAUGAAGACCCCCGUUUGCUCAGAGGAACAGAAUCCUCAUGAUGAUGUUGUUGCCCAGCUUCUGGAAGAUGCCUUAAGAGUGGACACUAAUGAGCACCCGGAGCAAACUUACUUCAAACCUCACAUGGUCAGUGAAUAUGAUAUUUAUGGCUUCCAAACAGUCCCUGAGGACGAUGAGGAAGAGAAGCUGGUUGCAAAGGUGCGGGCCUUGGACUUGAAAUCCCUGUCCCUUACUGAGCACCAGGAGAUGUCCACAGGGGUGAAGUGGGAGAAUUACUUGGCUGGCACUGUGAACAGGGAGAUGAUACGCUCCCUGGAACUGAAGAAUCUCAUUCGCUCUGGGAUCCCACACACCCAUCGCUCCCAGAUAUGGAAAUGGUGUGUCGGGCUCCACGUGAAGAAGUUCAAGGACAGUGCAGACCCAGGCUACUUCCAAGGCCUGCUCCAGAAUGCCCUCAAGAAACAGAACCCAGCCUCCAAGCAGAUUGAGCUUGACCUGCUGCGGACUUUGCCCAACAAUAAGCAUUACUCCUCUCCCACUUCUGAAGGCAUCCAGAAGCUGCGGAAUGUGUUGCUUGCCUUUUCUUGGCGGAAUCCAGACAUAGGAUAUUGCCAGGGUCUAAACAGGCUGGUGGCAAUUGCACUUCUCUACUUGGAGCAGGAGGAUGCCUUCUGGUGCCUUGUUACCAUAGUGGAAGUCUUCAUGCCCCGGGACUAUUACACUAAAACUCUGCUAGGAUCCCAGGUCGACCAGAGAGUCUUCAAGGAUCUGAUGAGUGAGAAGCUGCCUCGGCUCCAUGCCCACUUUGAGCACUACAGAGUGGACUACUCACUCAUCACCUUCAACUGGUUCCUUGUCGUGUUUGUAGACAGUGUGGUCAGCGAUGUCCUCUUCAAGAUCUGGGACUCCUUCCUCUAUGAGGGACCAAAGGUGAUUUUCCGGUUCGCUUUGGCACUCUUUAAAUACAAAGAGGAGGAGAUCUUAAAGCUGCAAGACUCAAUGUCUAUAUUCAAGUACCUCAGAUACUUCACUCGCACAGUCCUUGAUGCUAGGAAGCUGAUCAGUAUUGCUUUUGGGGAUCUGAACCCCUUCCCUCUGCGCCAGAUCAGGAACCGGAGGGCCUGCCACCUGGAGAAGGUGCGCCUGGAACUCAUGGAACUUGAAGCCAUGCGGGAAGAUUUCCUGCGUGAACGGGAAACCAACCCGGACAAAAGGGACCUCAUUAGUGAUGACGAAGAAGACGGCUGAAGGAACACCAGACCAUCUCCAGCCACCCGAAGAGAGGCUCCUGCUCUUUUGGGGAACCUGACCAAAGCUUUAUUGGAGGGGUUUGACUUCUCACACAUUUCUUACUUUCACAGUCCAGCAAAACUGAAUGUUUGGCAAUGGCAGCUGGGAAUCUGCAGGGCAGAUUUCCACAUCUCAGCACUUCGUUGCAGAAGCCCCUUGUCUACUCCAGAGGCCAAGCAAUUCUGUUUACCUUGCCUGCAUUCCACUGUGUGCACAGAGCACUUCAUGGACUUUGCGUCCAGCUGCCUUUUUUGUUUUGUUUUAGGCUCCCUCCUUCCUUCUUUGGGAGUUCCCCACUUUUUCAAGUGCCUGUGUAGCAAGCAAUAGGGCAAAGUCUUUGCUUUCUAAAAUUUUCACCAUUUUACACCACACUCUCGACAGCUUCUCCCUGCUCCUCUUUUUCAUCACCGUCACCUACGAGUGUGUAAGCUGUUCCAUCUGGGAGAAAGAGGGAGAUACUUCACCAACCUUGAUUAUAUUAAAAACGCAAUCAACAUUUUCCAUGUUGAGGGUGGCCAGUUCAGCUCUGCUUGUUUAAAAUUAGCCCAAAUAUUGACAUAUAUUGAGAGUAUCUGCACACAUACUUAAAAUCAGAGGGGGAAAUGUGAAGAGACUGCCUGGAGCCAAUUGUUUUUUGCCAAGGGUCCAAGUGUUCCUGAAGUGCACCUCUGCUGAGUCCUAGUGCCUCUGCUUUUAGCAAGAAAAGUAAAGUAUACUUUGCACAUGGUGCUAAAGGAGCAUUGUAGGGGAAUAAGGACAAGUAUGCCCACUUCUGCCCAAAUUUCUUUUAAAAUGACCAAGAAAGACCAGGUUAGUUACAGGGAAGAUGGAAAUUUCUCCUUGGUCUGGUGCUGUUAAAGACACAGGAGUCUGGUUGCUCAUCCAGAAUGAGCCCAGUCAGCAUCAUGCAGCCUGAGGAGAGGAGACAGGGGUUCAGGCAGGGCCUAUCUGCACUGAACAGCCGUUGGUGCUCUGGUUUGAUGGCCUCCUCCUCCUUUGGAUCCCCUGGCUGUCUUAUUGCUCCUUGGGGACUCUUCAAGAAGCCAAUUGCUCCUCAAGAAGCCAAUUUCUAUUAUAAAUGGUGGCAAACGGUUUGUCAAGGCAGGCAGCAAAGUGUGAUAAAAUUGGACCAAGUCCAACAAUAUGAUACGAGAGAGAGUUAUUCUUUAAUUGGGGGAGGGGGUUUGGCAGCACCAGUCUCCACCCACCCACCCACCCCUUUCUUUUGUACUGCAUUCCAUGGCAAGUUGGGAGAUGCUCCACUCCUGCCAAGUUGGUGAAAGUUGAAGCUGAGGAAAUUCCAGGUGGAUACUGCUUAUUGUAUUACUGUGAUCUUUGCAAAAAUGUGUUGCCUUAGGUACAAGUUGUGAACAUGGAGAAAAUGAAGACAACCACGAGCUGAUUACUUGCGGGUGGACGGGUGAACCUCUCCUUUGUUUUUUCCCCCCUUAAAUCUAUUGUUCUGUUUGUAUCUGUGAAUAUAUUUAGAAUGGGUCAUGGCCUUUUAUGAUCUCGGUGGGAGAGAAGCUAAUGCAGCUUCCGUACCUUCUGACAUUUCCCCAUCCCUGGAUCAAAAGUUUCUCCAAAACAUGGUGAAAAUAGACCCUGCCUGCGCAGAAGGAGUGAGGGGGCAAAAACAAAUUGAAGGAAAAAGUUUAAUUAUUGUUUUUAAUUGUGCCCCUGGGGCCUGUGUACAGUGCAUGCGCACUCCGAUUUAAGCCAAAACCUUGUGGCCUGUUGGUUUGUCUCCCAUCAGGCAGCACUUGCUGUUUGGUGAAACAAGAAAAGAACCACCAGCAGAGCAAACAGGGGAAGCCACACAGGAUGCAAUGCAAGCUCACCACAGAUUAGGUUGACGCCAGAAAUGGGCAAGAUAUAUAGCCCAGCCUGUGCUUUUUCACUUCAGCUGAUAUUGCUCCCUUUGAAAAAAAGGACUUUGUACUUAAAUUCUGAUACCCUCUUUCCAUGUAUUAUUACAUGUACUGUAUUUCCAACUUCUAUUGAAACCCACAGACCUCUUGGAUAAUCCCAUGCUGUCAGAUUUUGAAGCUGUCUUCAGGAAGAGCUGGUUCAGGGUAGGACAGUUUCGCAUAGCCUUGCAUCAUCUGUGCCCCCUGAAAUGCCAAGAAAGCUCCAUUGCAUUCUAUUUGGCCACCAAUCCUCCUCCUCCCGAAUUUCAUCCCAGUCAGCCAGCACCCGUAAGUUUAGCAUAACAUUCAUUCUUCAUCUUGUCAAUGGUUCUUCUGUAUUCUCCUGAAUAUCCUCAGCUUUAUAACAUUGGUGUUGAGGAUUGUUGCCUUCCCAGCUCAAGACGGAUGAGAAUGUUCAGUCAGUCCCUCCCACAACUCACUCUUUUGCCAGCUGCAGGGAGAAUUUAUGUUUGGUCCCACCGCACUUGAUGCUUUGGACCGCUUUGGCAAACAGAAUGGGAAACUCUUUCUUGCUAAAAAAAAUUGGGUAGUGACUUGGAAACUGAAACCUCCAGAAGCAUUUCAUCAGCCAAAGUUAUGUGGGGCAAUUCUGAACCUGCAAUGCUGAUGUACAAAAGCAGAAUAGGGCAAGAAGAUUGGAAAAAUUCAGGACGGACCCUGCCUAGUUGACCAUCCAAAUUUCCUCUUGUGACUGUUUCACACCUCUUAUUUCUACAGUGCAGUUUUUGUAAAGAUUGUGUUUUUGUAAAGAAUUCCGAAAUGUUUUACAUAUUAUAUAUGCCAAGUAUCUUAUGCAUGGUUUCUGUUUUAAGUAUUAUAUAACCCACAACACUUUAGCCAUUUGGGCAAGGUCCUAGGUCACACAGAUGAAUUAUUUUGUCACAUUAUAGGCAGGAAAAGGAUGUAGCGCUUGACAGAUAGCAUUUGCUGAAGUGGCACAGUACAUAUUUUCAGUCUCUGGUUGGUAUAAUAAUCAGUACUACUCUUUAUACAGAGAUCAGGUUCACACAUCAAGAAUAUACCUUGCACCAAGCCCUGCUAAAAUGAGUAAAGCAUGCACAGAUUUCCCUUUCCUGGUGCGAUUGAGCAGAGAAGGUGUUCCCUGGGGAAAAUCCCUCGGACUCCAAAACCUGUUUCUCUUUCUCAUACUUUUCAUUGUUUUCGUCUGCUACGUCUGUCAUUGCAUAAGGACCAAGAAUUUGUUUGUGAGCAAACAACAAGCCUGAGUCAAGUUGUCAGAGAACUCCGUAAUCCUAUUUGUUUGUGUCUCGCCCGAAGAAACUCAAACUUGUCUCUCUUCCAGUGUUUUUAAACUCUCACAUUUUUGUACUGCCCUUUCUUCAUCCAUAUUACUGAAACAAUGGGGAAUGUGUAGCACAGAGAAAGGGCUGCAGUCUUGAAAUGUAAGCUGGUUUUGCCAGAAAUUGUUGCAAGUAAAUAAAAAUAAUUUUCUACUGUC
This is a messenger RNA of Sceloporus undulatus (fence lizard), 5645 nucleotides long. RefSeq names its product TBC1 domain family member 2B (gene TBC1D2B). Lineage: Eukaryota; Metazoa; Chordata; Lepidosauria; Squamata; Phrynosomatidae. The transcript is spliced from 10 exons. The coding region runs from base 102 to 2213 and encodes 703 amino acids. The record is from RefSeq and is a predicted model, not a curated record.